AUCUGUUGCGUUAAGCGGCUUCCGCCCUCUCCGGUCCUUUUCCUUCGCUAAAAGGUUCAUCAUGUCGGCUCAUCUGCAGUGGAUGGUCAUCAGGAACUGCUCCAGUUUCCUCAUCAAGAGGAAUGGACAGACUUACAGCACUGAGCCCAACAAUCUGAAGGCCAGGAACUCUUUCCGCUUUAACGGCCUGGUGCACAAAAAGACUGUUGGUGUGCAGCCUGCUGCUGAUGGCAAGGGCAUUGUGGUGGUGCUGAAGAAGCGCGCAGGCCAGAACAAACCUGCCAGUUCCUACAACAAGAUCACCAUCAACAAGAACUCCCGUGCCACGCUCAACAGCCUCAGGCACAUCAUUCGCAAGAACAGCUACAGGAAGGACCUGCGCAUGGCUGCUCUGCGUCGUGCAAGCGCCAUUCUGAAGAGCCAGAAGCCUGUCGUGGUGAAAAAGAAGCGCACCAGGGCCACAAAGACAGCAUAAGCUGCAACACAUGAUUAAUAAAUAAAAGAAAAUUUGUUUGGACGAAA
Oryzias melastigma (Indian medaka) is the source of this 522-nucleotide messenger RNA. RefSeq names its product ribosomal protein L28 (gene rpl28). Lineage: Eukaryota; Metazoa; Chordata; Actinopteri; Beloniformes; Adrianichthyidae. The transcript is spliced from 5 exons. Gene Ontology annotation, biological process: translation. Gene Ontology annotation, cellular component: cytosolic large ribosomal subunit; ribosome. Bases 62 to 475 code for a protein of 137 amino acids. The record is from RefSeq and is a predicted model, not a curated record. Gene Ontology annotation, molecular function: structural constituent of ribosome.